Columba livia (rock pigeon) is the source of this 7784-nucleotide messenger RNA. It is a transcript of the gene CNTN2, whose product is annotated as contactin 2. Gene Ontology annotation, molecular function: cell-cell adhesion mediator activity. The transcript has 23 exons. The coding region runs from base 195 to 3305 and encodes 1036 amino acids. The record is from RefSeq and is a predicted model, not a curated record. NCBI's taxonomy places the organism in Eukaryota, Metazoa, Chordata, Aves, Columbiformes, Columbidae. Gene Ontology annotation, cellular component: axon; plasma membrane. Gene Ontology annotation, biological process: brain development; axon guidance; cell-cell adhesion.
AAUGCAGAGAUGCUGCAGUGGCUUUGGGCACACACAUCCACACUUGGGCAGGCACCAGCCAAGCGCUGCCUCGCAGCCGAGACCCAGCACCGGCGGGGCCCCCCAGACCCUUGGAUUCUGCACGCGCAUCCGCCCCACACAAGGGCCGCUGUCCCCACGCACCCGCCCAGGUGUGAGCCGGCCGGAGGCGCAGGAUGGCAGGAGCCACUGGAUUUGUCUGCACGUCCCUCGCUGUUGUCACCUUGCUGGUUUGGUGCCGAGCCCAGAGCAGCACCAGGAGCUAUGGGCCGGUGUUUGAGGAGCAGCCCGUCCACACUCUGUUCCCUGAAGGCUCAGCAGAAGAGAAGGUCACGUUGACGUGCCGAGCUCGGGCCAGCCCUCCCGCGACCUACAGGUGGAAGAUGAACGGCACGGAGCUCAAGAUGGAGCCGGAUUCCCGUUACAGGCUGGUCGCAGGUGACUUAGUGAUAAGCAACCCGGUGAAAGCCAAGGACGCCGGCUCCUACCAAUGCGUGGCGUCUAAUUCCAGGGGCACGGUGGUCAGCAGGGAAGCCUCCCUCCGCUUUGGCUUUUUGCAGGAGUUCUCCGCAGAAGAGCGAGACCCCGUGAAGAUCACGGAAGGCUGGGGGGUGAUGUUCGCCUGCAGCCCUCCUCCCCACUACCCAGGCUUAUCCUAUCGCUGGCUCCUGAACGAGUUUCCCAAUUUCAUCCCAGCUGACGGAAGGCGUUUCGUCUCUCAGACCACGGGAAACCUUUACAUUGCCAAAACAGAGGCUUCCGACCUGGGGAACUAUUCGUGCUUUGCCACCAGCCACAUCGACUUCAUCACCAAGAGCGUUUUCAGCAAGUUCUCCCGGCUCAGCCUCGCUGCAGAGGAUGCCAGGCAGUACGCACCCAGCAUAAAAGCCAGGUUUCCUGCCGACACCUACGCUCUGGCCGGGCAGAUGGUGACUUUGGAGUGUUUCGCCUUUGGAAACCCCGUUCCUCGAAUAAAGUGGAGGAAGCUGGACGGCUCGCAGUCCUCCAAGUGGAUCGGCAGCGAGCCCCUCCUGCAGAUCCAGGAUGUCGGCUUUGAGGAUGAAGGAACCUACGAGUGCGAGGCUGAGAACAUCAAAGGGAGAGACACCUACCAGGGCCGCAUCAUCAUUCAAGCUCAGCCGGAGUGGCUGAAGGUGAUCACGGACACGGAGGCUGACAUCGGGUCUGACCUGCGCUGGAGCUGCGCGGCUGCCGGCAAACCCAGGCCCGCGGUGCGGUGGCUCCGGGACGGGCAACCGCUGACCUCCCAGAACCGCAUCGAAGUGAGCGGUGGAGAGCUGAGAUUUUCCAAGCUAGUCCUGGAGGACUCUGGCAUGUAUCAGUGUGUGGCUGAGAACAAGCAUGGCACAGUAUAUGCAAGUGCUGAAUUAACAGUGCAAGCCUUAGCACCAGAUUUUAGACUAAACCCAGUGAAGCGGCUGAUACCUGCAGCCCGAAGCGGGAAGGUCAUCAUCCCGUGUCAACCGCGAGCCGCACCGAAAGCCACCGUGCUCUGGACCAAAGGGACUGAACUUCUGACCAACAGUAGCAGGGUGACUAUUACCACAGAUGGCACCUUGAUCCUCCAGAAUAUCAGCAAAUCCGACGAGGGGAAGUAUACCUGCUUUGCUGAGAAUUUCAUGGGCAAAGCCAACAGCACGGGAAUCCUCUCCGUUAGAGAUGCCACCAAAAUCACGCUGGCACCAUCUAGUGCCGAUAUCAACGUCGGUGAAAACCUCACUCUGCAAUGUCACGCGUCCCAUGAUCCGACUAUGGACCUGACCUUCACCUGGUCACUGGAUGAUUUCCCCAUUGACUUUGACAAGUCUGAGGGGCACUACCGGCGAGCCAGCGUGAAGGAAGCUGUUGGGGACCUCAGCAUCUCCAAUGCGCAGCUGAAACACUCGGGGCGGUACACGUGCACAGCCCAGACCGUGGUGGACAGUGCUUCGGAGUCAGCCACGCUGACCGUCAGAGGACCUCCAGGCCCCCCAGGGGGUGUGGUGGUGAGAGAUGUCGGUGACACCACCGUCCUGCUGAGCUGGAGCCGCGGCUUUGACAACCACAGCCCCAUCGCCAGGUACCUCGUCGAGGCGCGGACCCUCCUCUCCAGCACAUGGAAGCAAAUGCGGACCAAUCCUGUAAAUAUUGAAGGCAAUGCAGAGACAGCCCAGGUGGUGAACCUCAUUCCUUGGAUGGAUUAUGAGUUUCGGGUCUUAGCAAGUAACAUUCUUGGAGUUGGGGAGCCAAGUUUACCCUCCAGCAAAAUCCGUACCAAAGAAGCAGCACCUACUGUGGCACCAUCUGGGCUCAGCGGAGGCGGAGGAGCUCCCAACGAGCUGAUCAUCAACUGGACGCCAACACUGCGGGACUAUCAGAACGGAGACGGUUUUGGCUACAUCUUGUCGUUCCGCAAGAAAGGCACCCAGGGGUGGCUGACGGCGCGGGUGCCGCACGCGGAAUCGCUGCACUACGUCUACCGCAAUGAGAGCAUCGGCCCCUACACCCCCUUUGAAGUGAAGAUCAAAGCGUACAACAGGAAAGGAGAGGGGCCGGAGAGCCUCACCGCCAUCGUGUACUCCGCAGAAGAAGAACCCAAAGUGGCUCCUUUCAGAGUUACGGCCAAGGCUGUUCUGUCCUCGGAAAUGGACGUGUCCUGGGAGCCCAUUGAGCAGGGAGACAUGACCGGAGUGCUGUUGGGCUACGAGAUCCGGUACUGGAAGGACGGUGAUAAAGAGGAGGCAGCUGACAGAGUGAGAACAGCGGGGCUGGUCACGUCGGCUCAUGUCACAGGCCUAAACCCCAACACAAAAUACCACGUGUCAGUCCGAGCUUAUAACCGGGCUGGAACCGGCCCCCCCAGUCCCUCCACCAACAUCACGACAACAAAACCACCACCAAAGAGGCCGCCUGGCAACAUCUCCUGGACUUUUUCUGGGUCUACAGUCACCAUCAAGUGGGACCCGGUGGUGGCGAAGGCAGACGAGUCUGCAGUUACAGGGUACAAGAUGCUUUACAGGCAGGAUUCCCACUCUGCUCCCACCCUAUACCUGGCCAGCAAGAGCCGGAUCGACAUCCCUGUCCCUGAAGAUUUCACUCACGCCUUCGUACAGAUCAGGGUGACGGGCCCUGGGGGAGACGGAAUCCCAGCAGAAGUUCACAUCCUCCGAAACAGUGGGACCAGUAUGAUGGUGGAAGACUCUGUGACGAGGCCGGUGCCACACGCUGUCAUUGUCACAACUAACUCUCUAGUCAUGGUGGCCCUGAUCAGCUACCUGGAGCUCUGACGGUGGCCAACGCGGCACAGGACUCCAGGACGCGCUUCCUCAAGGGAUGACUCGAUACUCAGCUGCUACAACCUCAAGUCUGUACCACAGCAGCACUACAGAGAAAGGAUUUGACGACAUUGGUUGAAGGGAGGAAGAAAGGAACAGUUUUUUGCUUUUGUUUUGGAAGAACAUAAGCUUUCGUACAAGACAUGGGUCUUUAACCAAUUAAAGAUUUUUUUAAAGAAACGAGUAAAAUGAAGAAGAAUUCUACGUGAAUUCUGACAGCCAACUGCCCCCCCACACUGUAUCCAGUAGGUUUUUGCCUUAUGAAGCCAUUUACUAAAGUAACCAGACUGCUAAACUUGACUACUUUUUAAAAAUAUGUACAGUGGGGUUGGCACGGGGAGGAUGGGGACUGAGGAUUUCCCAGUGAUCAGCAUGUUCCAUACCAACCCCAGUCACGGCCCAUCUCCAGCACAUUAUAGGAAAGGAUUUUACCCCCCCAAAUAAAAUAUGAGCCCAACUCUGCAGCAACCAGCCCAAGGAGAUAAAGCCACAUGAGAGAUUGAGCUCUGUCCCAUCCUGGGGACGGGUGAACACCAACUUUAGACCGUGAAAAGCUGUUUUUAUGACACUGGUGUUAACUUGCAACCCCAGCCUAUUGUUUGUAUCAACUGUUAUGCUGUGAGGUGCAAUGCUCAAUGUUAUCUGUAGCCCACGUGCUUUUGGGGUGUUUUUGUUAUACUGUUUGCUUCUUUCCUUUUUGUUCGGGGAGGAGAAGGGGUAAGUAAAAGGGAGAUACUCUUCUAGCAUCAGCUAAUUCAGAGAGGCAGCUCUCCCUAACAAUGGAGCUGUCAACAUACCCCAUUUCUAUAGAAAGAGGGUCUUAAAGGAGGAAGAAAAAGGAAUAUGACGUGAUUUAACCAAGAACUGGAGGCUCAAGGAAGCCACCACUGGGGCAGCAAGGAAAAUCUGGCCUCACUCAGGUUCAUGUCUCUACACAAACAGCUCCUUGCAGCCAAAAUACCAGUCACGACCCGGGGCUGCAGGACCGAGAGUCGAUCGAUAGAUCAGUCUGGUUUUCAGGCCCAAGGCUCACACGGGAGGGCUGAUACCCCAAAGCUGGAUGGGGAUGUCAAGGUGCACCAUUAACUAAAAUAACUGGGAGUGGAUGUUGCAUUUUAAAAUCUCUUUGUUUCCCAGUAAAGCAACCAAGUGACCCAAGUUAACUAGAAGCUGAACUACGUUGCUUGCUGAUUGGAUCCCAAGUGCAUCUUUAGGGAACUUGACCUUCCUUGUUUCCCAGCGGAUGACGCUGCUGGGCUGGGCAACCUCAACUCCAGAACUACCCGACAAACAGCUCCAAGUGCAAAGGCAAGGGAUUUGACAUGUGGUUUCUACAUGAGAUGCCAAUUCCUUACCCUUGUUAAUUUUAAGACUCCCGUGUCCUUGGCCUUAGUGAGAGAUUAUGUGUGUAAAUCCCCGGCCUCCCUGAGGAGUUUUGCCUGUUGCAUCUAUUCACAGUAUCCCAUUACGAUUCUUUUAGCAUCUGGAAGCAAGAAGGUAAAUGCAGCAGUAGGUUCAGGGCUCCUGUGUGUUCAGCAAACAAGAGAAAUGUUUUAAGAACCAGGCAAAGAAAAAGAAACUUAAUGAGUCUAAAUAUUGUGAGGAUGGCUGCAGCAAAAAGAAAGGGUACUGCAGUGUUUCCAUGACAAAUAACACCUGGGAUAAAGCAAAAAGAGAAGCCAACAGCUCCCAAUGGCACAUGGCAGGAACCAUCACCCCUCAGCCUGUCCUGAGCUUCCUCCUGCUCCCUCUGCAGCUCCCCAGGAAUUACCCCCUCGGUCCCUCUAACAGGUUGAACUCCUUCUUUCAGAACGACAACAGCUAAAUAGAAACUAUAUUUUUGUAUUAUUUAUGUUCUUGAAGACUUUAAAAUAUUUUUAUUGAUGUUUGGAAGUUGGGUUUGGUAAAAUGUUUUAUGUUGUUAAUUUGGCAUUUUUGUUAUCACCUUCAUCUCGCUGGCCCUUCAGCCUUUCUCCCACGGAAGAUGUGAUGAGAGGAAAAUUAGGGAUUCAUUCUUAGCUCAAAAGCAAAGCAAAUUAGGGCUUGGGCAACCCAAUGGAUACGUAGAACUAGUGGUAGUCAUGAUGACAGCAGACAUAAACUAACCGGACCUAUGGAGCAAAAGAGCGCUGCUAGGUGAUGCUGCUGCAGAAGGGCGGGUCCUAUCAGGAGAGGAGCAGCCGAGGCGGGUGAUGCACCCAAAAAACCUUCACUGAAGGGAGAAGCAGAUGCUGGAGCCCCCCAGGAACGAUCCUGUCGAGCAGCCGGCAGGACCAGACCAGAAACCCCCAGCACUGCAGAAUUGUGCUGACCCAGCCAGGAGGGAUCGCUGAGCAGGAGGAGCCGCUUCAGAGCACAGAGCAGCCACAAUCACAACUUUCAAAUGGGUUUCAGGUGCAGAAUCUGCAUCAGAUCAGCCCUGCACAUCGCCAGAGCCGUUCGGGGCGGCGCAAACACCGGCUCUGCCCAGGGGCUGCUCUGCUUGCUUGCCCAUGGACACAGUUAUUAAUGAUUCCCAUCCAGGGCAGCACACCAGGUAUCUCUGGGGCAGAAGAAGGUGCUUUGAGGGAGCAGAUGGGGACGAACUCUCAGAGCCGUGCAAAGCGAAGCGGGGAACUCUCGGGACACUCCAGGGCUGAGGUUCAGCAUCGCUCUGGGUCGGACCACGCUGGCUCUGCAAUAUCUCCUUGGUCUCAACAGAUGCUUCCAAAUGCCUUUGGUAACACCGGUGGCUACGGCUGUUUUAUUGAACUUUCCAGCGCUGGAAAGCAAGAUGCUUCAUAGCGCGGUUAAAACAGUAUCCCAAUGCUGCAAUGACAUUAGGUUUUAAACAGCAGCCACCUGAAACAUUUCCCCGGAAAGGUUAAUACGUUUUCCAUACAUUCCUCGGUUAAACUAUAUCACAGGCACAUUUUAUAUAAGAAGCGAAAAACUACAUGAGUUGGAUUUUCAAUGCUCCAGUUAGCACUGCUCUGCAUUGCAAAUGGGCUGAAUAUAUUCUAAUUUGUAAAACUGAUGGGACAGUACUUUCUAAAGCCUUCAAGUGACAAGCAGAUCCCGUUGAAAGUUACAUGCCUUCAAUUUUACUUCAAGCUGCGCCUCUUUUUUUGAGAAGGUAAACCAUCCAUACGUACCAUUGCACCUUUUGCAACAUUUUAAGGAUGACACACAGAAGCAAAGAGGAAUGACUUCGUGAUGACCACAACAGCCUUACAACCCCUUGCUUGGACUCCAGUUCUGAUCUUCACUCCAUCGACGGCUCCAAACGAUUAUUUCACCCCUUGCUGAUUAAGGGACAGGGCACAUUGUGAAGGGAGGGGGACACAAAACGAUUUCCACUUGCAGCACUGGAAAGAAAGGCCAAGCUCAAGUGCAGACGGUCACAAACUAAACCCCGCUCUAGACAAGCAAGCUCCAUUUUUGCUCAUAGACACAAGCCACGUUAAGACACAUUGCCUUGUCUUAGGCAGCCUGUUCUGCCUUAUUUUGGUUUUUAAGAGGCAGUUAGGUGACCCACAGAAAAGGAUCCACACAUGCAAAUACAGCCAAGGCAGCAUUUGUAUCUAGUUAAACUUCACCCAGGCUAUAAAGAAAGGUGUUCAGAGCUGGGGGAGAAAACUUAGAUUCCGAAACCUUAACAGAGUUUACUGGCUUUAACUUAUUGCAUUGAGCUGCAAAUCAAUUUCCUGACUUGCCAAGAAUCCCCUUCACUUAAUUGCUCUGAGCGUUUGCUUCAGGGAUUGAUUACCAGGGAUGAGUUAAGUGCUGCGGGUUUGUUCUCAGCACCGUAGUGGCUCAGCAAGGAAAAUAAUCUGAUUUCACAGGGUUCACUAGACCCCUCAAAUAGUGCAAACCAACCUGACAAAGGUGUUGGAAGGAAAACACAGUGAGGGUGAAAUGUUCUGAGACCCCCCAAUGAAAGGAGCUUUACAGUUCUGAUUUAUUCAUAUUUAACAUAAAAUAAUCUUCUACCUGAUGCUAUUGAUCUUACAGACUGAAGAUCACGCUUCGGGGUUUAGGUUGUCUGGGCUAAAUUCAGCCCUCGGCUGUUGGAGUGAGAAACAGCCCAGGUUUGCAGCACAGACUCAGUGUUGUGCCCUCAUCUCUUCGCCCAAUAAAUCAGUUGGACGACGCAGGUAUCACACUCAGAUAACGCCGGGGAGGUCUAAAUCCCACCUGCUCCAAACGCCCCCAGCUAAACCCCAGCCGCGGGAAACCCUUUGCUGCCAAUAUUUUAAUCCAGCCUCACUCGCCCCCAAUCACACGCCCCCACAGAGCUGUUUUCUUCUCCGUAACUUUGUUGUACGCUAUUUUUUUAAGAAAACCAAAUGGGAAACAUUGUAAGCAUACCGUACUGACUGUAAUGAUGGUUAUUUAUUGGCUACAGUAGCACGCAGUUCAUAAAUAAAGAUCUUCAGAGACUUUAGACAA